This is a messenger RNA of Biomphalaria glabrata, 2934 nucleotides long. RefSeq lists its product as uncharacterized. The transcript is spliced from 7 exons. Bases 169 to 1350 code for a protein of 393 amino acids. The record is from RefSeq and is a predicted model, not a curated record. Gene Ontology annotation, molecular function: phosphatidylinositol binding. Lineage: Eukaryota; Metazoa; Mollusca; Gastropoda; Planorbidae.
CAAAUUGAUACGCUCAGUAAAAACAUAAACAUAAACAAAAUCAUCCAAGUGGGCGUGUCUUGCGAUGUAGUCUCAAUCUGUCUAUAAAUCUACAUCUUGACCUACUAGAUCUAGAUAUAAUCUAGAUCUACAUCAUUUUAAAUAGAUCUAUAUAUUUCCUUUUUAAAAAUGCCCAAGCCAGUUGUGACAUCUAGGGAACUUAAGAAUAAAGAGUCAGGCAUUGACCUUUAUGUUACAUCUUACUCAGUGCAGAAAGGACUUGUGUCGAACACAGUCCACUAUCAGGUGGUGCUGGUCUCCAAUUUGUCAUGUUUCAAAUCUCCCAGUCACAAAGAUUCAGAUGUUGUGCAGUACAGUCUGGAGAAACAACUAAGUGAGUUUGAGGAUUUGAGAGCUACAUUGGCAGAGAUGUUUCCCAACACAACAUUACCCGUCAUCAACAAGAUGUCUAUUAUAGUCAGUGAACCUGUACUGCGGGAAAGACGCAACAGCUUGGACCAACUAUUGAGAUUCAUAGUCACUGUGCCAAAGCUGGCCAUGUCUGUUCCUUUGCUGACAUUUCUUGGUGUAGAUUCCAUUAGAGCCAAGAAAUUCAGCAUCGGUGAACCACUGGACAACUCAUCUGCCCCUGCUUCAGUAGAAACAGAAGAGGAAGAAAAUGCUACUGGCGCUGACAACAAUGUAGACUUCCUGUUAGACAGAUAUGAAGAGGAAGAAGAUAGUGAGCUGUUCCACUUGGAAGAAGAGGAGCAGGACAAAGCUCUGUUUGAAGAUAAGGGUGAAGGCAGCACAGUUCUUAUGUUUGAGGGACAAGAUUUGAAGAGAGAACUUACUGAAGAUGAUGAAAAGGACUUCCAGUUUAUUCCUGAUGCCAUCAUAAAAAAGAAUGUUAAAGUUUAUGAAAGUGUUUCAGAAGAUCAUUCUGAACUUUUUGAAAUAGAAGACAACCUUGAUCAGCUUCUGACUGUUGAUGUUAAAAAGAGAAAGAACAAGCCACAAAAUGGGGAAGGUGAGAGAUCAUCUCCCACAAGAGAUUUGCAGCAAGAGUCACAUUUGACAAAUCCACAAACACCAACAAAACCUUCGCUGCCAAGAAAGCCUACUCUGCCAGCCAAGCCAAAGGCUGCAGGGACAGGCACUACUCCUAAAGACUCUGCGCAAUCUGGGGCACAGGGUAAACCUGCCAUCCCAGUCAAACCAAAGACAAUCCUUUCCAGCCAGGGAAGUGUCUCUGACAAAGAAACUAAAUCCCCAGGCAUUGAGUCAGACAACUUAGGUCAAGAUGACAUUUUAAAGUACUUGCAGGAUAAUUUAGCAUCUGCCAGUGAGGAUGUUGAUUUGUUUUCAUAGAUGGUGUGACUCAGUGUUCAUAAAAUAGCUUUAUGUCAGGAUGAUGUUGUUUUAGUCUGAUUCAACAUGAUGAUUUUUGAUGUUUUAGUUUUGAUUAAAGUGAUAAUUGUUGAUAAUGCAGUGUAAUUCUGCUACUAGGUAACAUUGUUUCAUUAUAAAUGUAAAGUGCUAAUUGUUUAUACUGCAGUGUAUCAUUUCAUUUCAUCAGUGUCUAAUGUGGCCAUUAUUUUAAAAUUUGGCUUUUAAUAAAUGUAACGUAUUAUUACUUAUUCUUAGGUCAAAUAAUAUUUUUAUCUUUUUAUUUCAUUUAAGAAACAAAUAUUUAUUAAGCAUUGAGUGAUACGAAAAUAUUUGGAAGGUACUUAACAUUUGUAAAACUUAUACAUUUGUAUUGCACAAUGUAUGUUUUAGAGAUAAAUUGUAAUUACUUUUAUCCACUGAUAAUUCUUCUUUUUCUGUGUUCUAAAUUUUAUGUUGGAGGUUUCGUAUAACCAGUGCAAUAUCAGAGAUGAACUGUGUCAUGAUAUCCAAAUCAGACAGCUCCCAUAGUUUUUUUUUAAAGAGAUGUUUUGGGGUUUCUUAACAUAUGUGAGUCUGGUGUGAAUAUAUAUUUUGGUUUUCUAUAGUUAAUAGUGUUUUGUUUGGUGUAAUGCACAAAUUGUAAGACAAAUUUCCUUAUGGAUAAUAAAGAUUAUUAUUAUUAUUAUAUUGUGCAGCUUUGAAAUAUGUAGUCAGCAUACUCUAGUGACACUCCACAAGGGCAAGUUUCGCUAGAUUCAAAUUUCAGCUUCCAGCAUGUAUUCCCAUAUUGCCAUUGUGUUCUGUUCAAAAGCAAAACAAUUAUUUGUUGAUCAUUUGGAGAUAAGCUUGUGUUAUAAAUCAUUUAUCCUGAACUUAGGUUUAAAACUGGUCAAUUUUCACAUUUUAUUACUCCCUUCACAUUUCUUCAUUUCUUUUGGAUAGAGAGUUAUUUUUGACAGCUUGUUCAUUCUCCCUUAUUUAGCCUGUUGGUCAGUGAGUGGAAUGUUUACCCACUCUCAUUUGCUGGUAAUCAUGCUAUUUACCAAAUAUUUGUCAUAUAAAUCUCUUUUACAUAUUAGAAACCAAAGUUGGUAAGAUAAAUAUUCCUAUAGAACCAUUUCUGGGAAGUUUCGACAGGAUUGACAAGUUGUUUUAUGUCUUUACAUUUUAAAAUCUAUCUUAUGUGUAUGUUAAGUUAUGUUAAGUAAAAGUUUUGGUUCAGUGUCCCCUCACCCGAUGUGAUAUGUAUUACAUCAUAUUCCUUUUGCCUGAACUGAAUGACAUCUUUUAAAUUUUUACUCGUUUACAUUUUUCUUAAUUGCUAGACAUGAGAUAUUAUUCAAAGGUAAUCAAUUGUUUAAUUACUGUUAUUAUUUGAUUAUAGUAACUGUAAAGAAGUUUUAUUUUUUUAUUUGCUACAAACUGUGAUUCCAAUUUUAGAGUGUUUACAGUUCCAGUACUUAUAUAGUUCAUUUUCUUAAUUUACUAAUAGUCUAAUUGAAGUUGUUAUAAAGGCCAUACAUGUUUUUUUGUAAAUAAACUUUGAGCUUUUGAAAGUAAAAA